Molecule: messenger RNA, 1351 nt
Organism: Sapajus apella (tufted capuchin)
Lineage: Eukaryota; Metazoa; Chordata; Mammalia; Primates; Cebidae
Product: homeobox protein prophet of Pit-1-like
Exons: 3
Biological process (GO): regulation of transcription by RNA polymerase II; pituitary gland development
Cellular component (GO): transcription regulator complex
Molecular function (GO): DNA-binding transcription factor activity, RNA polymerase II-specific; RNA polymerase II cis-regulatory region sequence-specific DNA binding
Source: RefSeq, a predicted model, not a curated record
CAUCCUGGUGGAGAGAAGGGGCAGGCAGAGAAAAGUAGAGUCAGACACAGAGCAACCAGUGAGGCCGAGCCAGGAGAAUGAGAUGACACUCAAGCCAAGGAAUGGGGAAUUAGGAAAUAAUUAGAAAAAAAGCAGAGACAGUAAAAAAGUCAGAGAUAGCUACCUGCACCUACACACACAUUCAGAAACAGAGACCCAGGGAGUGGCAUACCCAGAGGGAGAAGUGGGGAGAGAACAGGUGUGGGGAGGACCUGCGGAAACAGAGAAAUCUCGAGUCAGAGAUUCAGGGACACUUGGUCCCCUCGGUGAGCCAUGGAAGCAGAAAGGAGGAGCCAGCCAGGGAAGCCGAAGAAGGGGCGAGUCUGCAGCAGCCUCUUGCUGGAGAGACACCCGGCCUCUGGGACCCUGACCACCAUGGUGGACUCGAGUGCUCCAUCCUCCAGGAAGCGCCCCGGUGCAGGAGUCGGGAGACCAAGGUUCUCCCCGCAAGGAGGACAGAGGGGCCGCCCGCACUCCCAGCGUCGCCACCGCACCACCUUCAGCGCAGCGCAGCUGGAACAGCUGGAGUCAGCCUUUGGGAGGAACCAGUACCCGGACAUCUGGGCCCGAGAGAGUCUCGCCCGGGACACUGGUCUCAGUGAGGCCUGAAUCCAGGUCUGGUUCCAGAACCGCAGAGCUAAGCAACGGAAGCAAGAGCGCUCACUGUUGCAGCCCCUGGCCCAUCUGUCUCCUGCCACCUUCUCCGGCUUCUUGCCAGAGUCCCCUGCUGGCCCCUACUCCUACACAACGCCACCUCCACCAGUGACCUGCUUCCCUCACCCCUACAGCCACGCAUUCCCCUCCCAGCCCUCCACAGGAGGCACCUUUGCUCUGCCACACCAGUCUGAGGACUGGUACCCUACCUUGAACCCAACCCCUGCUGGCCAUCCGCCCUGUCCCCCACCCCCUCCCAUGCUCCUCCUCAGCCUUGAGCCAUCCAAGUCCUGGAACUAAGGUCAAACAAGCACUGCUAAGGUGAUCCCCAGCCUGUGGCUCUCAUGAAAAAACAAGAAAACGGGGUGGCUUCCUUUUCUUCUAUGGGUGAAAGAGAUGUAUGGUGAGGGUCAGCACAGUGAUUGGAAUUUUAAAAAUGGGAGAUCAUGGUGAAUUCUCACUGCAGUGAUUAAUGGAGGAAAUCUGGGGAGGUGAGCUACUGGAAGAGGCAGGGAAAGAUGUCUCCAUGGAGCUGCCUGGUGAAGGGUGAUAUUGACGGAGACAGUUGCUGGUGAGUAGAGAUGACUGAAGGGCUAGGAUGUUGGGCCUUCAUUAACUGAGAUCAUGAUUGAAGAACAUCCCAGCUCUUUCUGGCUGA